This is a messenger RNA of Melitaea cinxia (Glanville fritillary), 1662 nucleotides long. RefSeq lists its product as uncharacterized. Bases 189 to 1367 code for a protein of 392 amino acids. Lineage: Eukaryota; Metazoa; Arthropoda; Insecta; Lepidoptera; Nymphalidae. The record is from RefSeq and is a predicted model, not a curated record. The transcript has 6 exons.
CUCUUCGACUUUUCGUGACAGCAUGUCAUUUUCGACAUUUGAUUGAUAAUUUUCUAAAGAUCCAUCAAAUUAGUUUGUUUGAAAGUUACUUUAGGCGCUAAAUGUUAAUAUUUUAUAAAUUUCACGUCUUUGAAACGAUGUGAGUAGACGGCAACCAUAUUACGAGGUCGUGGCUUUGGUACCCCAUUAUGAGUGCGCAAAAGUGCGUCGUCGAAGGCUGCAAUUUAGAAUAUGAUGUGGUCUGCAGCUUUUCCUUUUACAAUGUUAACACAUCAGCCCAGACGGACGAUAAGCGGCAGGACUGGAUCGAAGGUGCUAUGCAGGAAGAGAGUGAGUGCCUCUGGAGGCAUGUGAGCUUGCAGUUAUGUGGGUAUCAUUUCGAACUGGACGCACAAGGGCUAUGGAUCGACUCGCCGAUGUUACCUGAGCUCCUGACUCCACAGGAGCAAGCGGCGCCCAUGCAGCAGACUCCUGCAGAUAAGAAAAUUGCAGACAUCAUACGAAUGGAACACAACUACAGCGUGGAGCCGAUCAAGGAGACAGUGGAGAGCGUUUCCCGUCUCAAUGUCAGACAACUGGUCGAUACUUUGGGCUAUUUAUCCCUGAAGAACCUGCAAAAGAAACAGCUGUGGGUGGUUAAAGUUGAAACAGACAAGGCUGAAGCUUCCAUAACGGCAUCGGAGCAAGUCAUCACAAAGAUGCCAGACCCAAAGCAAAUUAUUGAGAUUGUACCGCAAACGUCAACCUCAGAAAUACAACAGAACGAAGUUCUCCACGUAAUGGAAGAUGGGAAUAUAUCAGACAACUUUAUUUAUGAAAUAGCCGAGGAACAGGAGAUAAGCAUGGAGGAUGUCAAAGAAAUACCAGUAACAAGUAACAGAGAAUGGACGGUCAAUAUAAUACCGGAAGAGUCAAAGCCCAAAUACGCAUACAUAAAACAUUGCAACACAGGUAAGAAAAGAAGACAUUUCACCGCUGAAAUGAAUGAAAUAACACUGCAAGGAGAUUUUGAGAAUUAUUACAUAUUACCGGACGUGGACCCGUCCGUCGGUGUGGAGAUCACCACAACCUAUGAGCCGGAGAACUUUAUCGUUGAGGAGUACCCACAUCUGGUGUUGGAGGAGCGCCCCAGGAAGAGGUCCAGGGAUUCUGAUCCAACGAAACGUAGGAAGAAAAAGAUUAGUUCACCGACGGUGAGAGAACAGGUCAGGCAGUUGAAGACGGAGAUAAAAACUGAAAUCGAUGAAGACUGGGUGAUAGAUAACAGCGUUUACGACCAGGACACGUCUGAUGACUACGAUGAUAAAAAAGCAGCCAGGGUCAGACGGAAAAAUAAAAAAUAUCUAGGAUACGAUUUCGUUACCUAAGGACUAAGUUGGGACGUCUGCAAAUUUUGAUCAUUUAUUAUUAAUUUUUUUUUUAUCUUUAUUUAGAUAUAUAUUCGCGUGAUCCUAUGCCUUAGUUUUUAAUAUAGUAACAUUACGUUAAUAUUUCUUUACAGUAUGCUAAAUAAUCUAUCUACUUUUAAAUAUAAUGAGAAAAUUGUUUUUUUUUUCUUAUACUAUAAUAAGAGGUUAGUAUCGGUCAAUCAUGUACAGCCCAAACUAUGAAUUGUUCGAUACCCAUCUGCGUUACUGGUAAAUACAUAUGUUUUAAAAAUUA